Messenger RNA from Cloeon dipterum, 1595 nucleotides. It is a transcript of the gene TyrRS-m, whose product is annotated as Tyrosine--tRNA ligase, mitochondrial. The record is from RefSeq and is a predicted model, not a curated record. Bases 195 to 1577 code for a protein of 460 amino acids. Lineage: Eukaryota; Metazoa; Arthropoda; Insecta; Ephemeroptera; Baetidae. Gene Ontology annotation, cellular component: cytosol; mitochondrion. Gene Ontology annotation, biological process: tyrosyl-tRNA aminoacylation. The transcript has 10 exons. Gene Ontology annotation, molecular function: RNA binding; ATP binding; tyrosine-tRNA ligase activity.
UUAACGAUGAAAAUGCAAGUUCGGCAAGUGCACGGGUUAUAUUAAAGAGGACCCGUUCGCCACUUUUCUGAAAUAUUUCAACAAAACAUAGCUGAUCGUAUUACGCAAACAUUACAAUAAUUGUGAUUUAUCGUCGUUAGACUACGUCAGAUAGAUACUUUGGUUUGCUCAAGAUUUUACUUCACACCGGCAAAAUGAGUCCCUAUCUCUGUAGGCUAAACUUUCCCCUCAGAAGAUUUUUCUGCACCGAGAAAAAUUUAUUCGAAUUGAGGAGAGGGAAGUUGUUUGAAGAUACUUUUCCUCACGAAUCAAGAAAUGAAGCUGCUAAAUUGUUGAAAUCAAAACAGCAGUGUGUUUACGCUGGUUUUGAUCCCACUGCGGAAAGUUUGCACGUUGGGAAUUUGUUGAUUCUCAUCAACCUCUUGCACUGGCAGAGAGCAGGACACAAGACAAUAGCUUUGGUUGGAGGAGCAACAGGUUUGAUUGGUGAUCCCAGUGGCAGGUCUACAGAGCGACCGGAGCUCGCAAACCAAAGAGUGGAAGCAAACACAAAUAGCAUAAAAAAGAGCAUAGAAACCAUUUUCAAAAAUCACCAAGAUUUCAUUUGGAAAAAGGGAGAAUUGCCCCCAGUGCGGGUGGUUAAUAAUUUAGAGUGGUACAAAAAGAUGGAUUUGGUGCAUUUCAUUUCGCACCACUGCCGCCACUUUAGACUGAGCAGAAUGCUGGCGAGGCACAGUGUCCAAUCGAGACUGAACAGUGAGCAGGGAAUGAGCUUCACAGAGUUCACCUACCAAGUCUUUCAGGGCUAUGACUGGCUCCACCUUUACAAAACCUAUGGCUGUAGUUUUCAAGUUGGAGGAAACGACCAGAUGGGAAACAUUGUCUCUGGCUAUGAUUUGAUCAGCAAAGCAGAAAACGUGCCAGUUUAUGGUAUGACUUUACCGCUGAUCACCUCGGAGUCUGGAGACAAGUUUGGCAAAUCAGCAGGAAACGCAGUUUGGCUUAAUGCAGAUAAAACUCCUCCAUUUGAACUGUAUCAAUUUUUUGUACGCAACCCUGAUUCAGCUGUGGAGAAUCUACUCAGGCUUCUUACAUUUUUGAGUGAUGAGGUGAUAGAUGAAAUCAUGACAAAGCACCUCCAAGAGCCACACUUAAGAGCUGCUCAGCAGAUUUUGGCCAAGCAAGUCACACUUUUAGUUCACGGAGAGGCUGGACUGAAACUAGCUCAACUGGCAACUGAAGCCCUUUACAAAGGCGAUUUAAAUUCAUUGGAACAAUUGCCAAAAGAAGAAAUAAUUAGGUUGUUCCCAGGUGCCAGUAUCAGUGCACUGGAUUCAAGCAAAUCAAGAACAAUUCUGGAAUUGGCGCUUGAAGCCAAUGCCUACAAUUAUGAGAAGGAUGCAAGGACAAAAAUAUCUGCUGGUGGUUUCUAUGUGAAUAUGCAAAGAAUGAACAACCCAGAUCAAGUGUUCCACCCUCAUGAGUUUAUUUUGAAAAACAAGAUAACUCUUCUUCGAACAGGCAAGAAAAAUUACUUCAUUAUUAAUUGGUCAUCUGGAGUGACGGAUGGAAAAUAAAGCAAUAACGCGAGGUAA